Molecule: messenger RNA, 751 nt
Organism: Saccostrea cuccullata (small rock oyster)
Lineage: Eukaryota; Metazoa; Mollusca; Bivalvia; Ostreida; Ostreidae
Product: complement C1q-like protein 4
Exons: 3
Coding region: 50-751 (233 amino acids)
Molecular function (GO): protein binding
Source: RefSeq, a predicted model, not a curated record
AUCUGUAAUACUUCCACAUGUAUUUAUAGCUACACAUAAUACUGUCAACAUGGUAUAUCCAGUCUUGGUUUUGCUUUUUUGUUCUAUUUCGGACGUCAGUUGUCUUCUGAAUAGCGCGGAUCCCACGGUACUCACGACAGCCUCCUCUUCAAACACCCUCGAUUCCCAGUUCACGCAUCAACUUCUUCUUCAAGAACAACAACUCCGGAUAGAACUGCAGAAACAGAUAACAAACAUCCAGUCUCAGAUACAAGACCUGAGGACUAAUGUUGUUACUUGUGAGAACAAUUACCGAAAUCUACAGACAAAAUUUUCCGACAUGAAUGCCAAUCUGUCGACAAUUGCAAACAGACAGGAAGUAGCUUUCUUUGUGAGGCUUCGUAACAGAAUAACCAAUCACCACCAAUCUACCAUUAUCGUCUUUGAUGACGUCCAACUGAACAAAGGAAAUGCUUAUGACGCAAAUAUAGGGACAUUCACUGCCCCUGUCAAUGGCAUUUACAAAUUUGACCUGGUGCUCUCAAGUGACGUAGAAAACGGUCACGGAGAAAUGAUGCAUAAUGGCGUCAACAUACUUGAUGUGUACGCAGAUAAACACACCCAGAGUUGGUUUGGUCGAGGAAGUGGUGCAAUCAUAGUGCUCAUGAAUAAAGGGGAUAAAAUGUGGAUUCAAAAUACAGAUACCGGAAACACGGUCAUCAAUGCUGGAAUUGAAACGGCAUUUUCUGGUCAUUUACUGUUUCUUGCAUAA